This is a messenger RNA of Fonsecaea monophora, 3963 nucleotides long. RefSeq lists its product as hypothetical. Gene Ontology annotation, molecular function: damaged DNA binding; single-stranded DNA binding. Lineage: Eukaryota; Fungi; Ascomycota; Eurotiomycetes; Chaetothyriales; Herpotrichiellaceae. Bases 1 to 3963 code for a protein of 1320 amino acids. Gene Ontology annotation, biological process: double-strand break repair via homologous recombination. The record is from RefSeq and is a predicted model, not a curated record. The transcript is spliced from 4 exons. Gene Ontology annotation, cellular component: site of double-strand break; nucleus; Smc5-Smc6 complex.
AUGGCGCCUCAGAAGCGCCCUGCUCCCACUGACGGCGACGACGAUGGCGACGACAGUCGAGAGUCGUCCCCACCACCCCGCGCCUCCAAUAAGAGAAGACGGACAAGCGAAGAAUCGUCCACCCACAUUUAUACUUCGAGUGAUCGAGCUGAUGGCGAAGAUGCCAGUACUCCCCCUUCCGAGAUUAGUUCCGAUAGCGACGAAGACGACGACGACGAAGAGGCGUUGCUUGCAGCCACCCAAGCUAUCGAGGCCAGGAGCAGAGAAGGUGCUCACAAUGAGCCUGCAGAGUACGGUAUCUUGGAGGGAGUCCAGCUCAAGAACUUCAUGUGUCACGAGGAUAUGAGUUACGAGCUUGGCCCCUUGAUCAAUUUUAUCUGCGGCAAAAAUGGCAGUGGGAAGAGUGCGAUUCUCACUGCCAUCGUCCUGUGUCUAGGGGGGAAGGCUUCGGCAACGAAUCGAGGAGCCCGUCUGCAAAACUUCAUUAAAGAGGGAACCGAUCACGCCACCAUCAUCUGCAGGCUAAAGAACCAAGGUGAAAAUGCAUACAUGCCCGACGUAUAUGGGAAGACGAUUCAAGUUGAACGCCACAUCUCACGUACUGGCAGUAGUGGAUUCAAGCUGAAGUCAGAAAAGGGCCGCAUCGUGUCUACUCGGAAGUCUGAUCUCGAAGAAAUUUGCGAUCAUAUGAUGUUGCAGAUCGAAAACCCAAUGGCAGUUCUCUCGCAAGAUCAGGCGCGUCAAUUCAUUGCCAGCUCGAGCGCCACGGAAAAGUACAAGUUCUUCAUGAAGGGCGUCCAACUUGAGCAGCUUGACCAGGACUAUCGACUCAUCGAGGAGCAGCUCGACAACAUCAAAGUAAAGAUCGCCGCCAGGGCCCCGGAUCUCAAAUUUCUAAAGGGAAAGGCGGACAGCGCGGCGAACAAGCUUGCGCUAUCCGACAGAUACGAAGCUAUGCGUGACAAGCUUCGAGAUUAUCGCCGACAGCUGACAUGGGCCCAAGUCGCUAUUCAGGAGAACAUUCGAGAUGAAUAUGUCAAAGAGCUUCAAGAGGCGGACGCAAAGAUAGCGGCUGCAGAGGCAAAAGCUGAAGAGCUUGACGCGGCCUAUCAGGAAUCCGACCGAAUUGCAGCCACCACCGCGGACAGGUAUAAUGAGGCAAAUGAAGCUGUCCAGCGCCUCAACGACGAGAAGAAGGAGCUGCAGGCACAACAGCAUGAUCUGAAAAAGAACUAUUCAGAAGCCGCUGCUGAGCAACGACAAAUCCGUGACGCCUUGGUGAGUGCUGACAGAACCAUAACACAGAAAAAGGCAGCUAUCGAACAAGAAGUGCAAAGACUCGCCGAGCUCGAUGGGGGAGGAGCUGCUCGCCGCAUCAGCGAACUCAACGAUGCGGAAGAAACGGUCAGAAGAGCGGAGCAGGAGUUGCAGGAUCACCUGAACCAAAGAGAUGCAUGUGUCCAAGAAAUCGAGACAAUGCAAAGGCUUGAGGCUGAAACGGGAGAAGCGAAGAAGAAUGAGGAACGGAGAGUGACCGACCUGGAGAACAACCUAAGGCGUCUGGUAGAGAACCGCAACUCUCAAGAUCUUGCUUUUCAUCCCAGAAUGCAGGACCUUCUGCGAGCCCUACAACAGGAGAGGGGGUUCCGGGACGCGCCUGUCGGCCCUCUGGGAAAGCAUGUUAGAUUGUUAAAACCGGAAUGGUCUUCGAUUUUGGAAAGAUCCUUCGGUAGCGCGCUUUCGGGAUUUAUCGUGACCAGCAAGCAGGACGAAAAUCUGUUGAGCGGCAUCAUGCGACGGACUCAAUGCAUGCUGCCUAUCUUCAUCGCCAACAGCCUCCCACUGAACAUUGAGCCACAUCUCCCGGAUCCCCGAUUCACCACCGUCUUGAGUGUUCUGGAAAUCGACAACGAGGCGGUCAGGAAACAGCUCAUUAUUUCCAACCAAAUUGAGCAAAGCAUCCUCAUUUCAGACAUGACUGAAGCCUCCAAGGCACUCUAUUCGGAAGCUACACCUUUGCGCAAUGUCAAGCGGUGCUAUUGUUUCAGUCCAGGCAGCAAGGUCAAGGGUGCUGUUUUGUCUUAUCGAAACGGCCGAGCAGCGCAAGAUCCGGUGCACGAGUUUAUCGGCUCUCCACGGAUGAAAACAGAUAUUGACGAUGCAAUCCGUCGGCAACAAGAUGUUCUUGCUGAGUGCAAGACCCAGCGUCUACGGGCAGAGCAAGAAUUUCGCAGCGCUCAAGAUCGGCAUGUUAAAGCAAGACAGGCGCUCAAGCGACAUGCGGACAGAAAGAGAGCGCUCGAAAUUGCAGUACAGCAAGCGGAAGACAACGUUGAACGUUUGAGAGAGGCCAUCAGGGACGACAGCGUCGAGGGUGGAAAGCUUGAGGCCCUGCGCCAGUCAUUGAGCGAGGCAGAGGAGCAAAAGACCAUUCACGAGAGCUCUUUUCAAGACUCGGUCAUUGCCCUUGACGAACAAACCAAGAGACUUCGCGAGGCGACCCAAAAGUGCAACGAACUGGAUGUCCGCAUCAAAGAUGCUGAAGCUAAGGUCGAUAAGGAGCAGUUGAAAGCUCAGAAAGCCAGCAAGAAACGCGCGCAUGAUCUGGGCGAGAAAAAUAGAGCGGUCGCUAUGAUUGACGACGCCAAAGCUGACCGUGGCACGCUGGAACGGAAGAUGCAGGAAAUGGAUGAGAAAAUUGCGAACUUCACAGACCAAGCACGGCUGGUCUGUGAACGGGUCAACCUUCCCGAAGGCGAAACAUUUGAGAGCCUGAACAAAAAACAUGAAAAACUUUCGGCAGAUUAUCGCAAAUAUCAAUCCCAGGUGGGUGAUCGGAAUGAUAUCGCCGCCGAGGCAUCCAAAACUUCCCAGGCAUACAAGGCCGCCGAGCUGGAGAUGAGUUCGUUUGAAUCUUUACAGGCGCAACUCACGAGAACGCUUGGAGAGCGAAAAAGGCGGUGGGUAUUGUUUCGAGGCCAUAUCACUGCUAGAUCACGGGCAGGCUUCAUCCACAAACUCAGCGAGAGAGGGUUCCGCGGACGGCUCCACAUCGAUCAUAGAAAGAAGGAGAUGGACAUCGCCGUCGAACCCGAUAUUACGAGACGUGACGGAAGCGGGAGAAGCGCAAAGACGUUGUCAGGUGGAGAGAAGUCAUUCGCCCAGAUCUGCCUGUUGCUCUCGAUCUGGGACGCAAUGGGUGUUCCAAUUCGCUGUCUCGACGAAUUCGACGUGUUCAUGGAUGCGGUCAACAGAAACACCAGUGUUAACCUGUUAAUCGAUGGAGCCAGGCACAGCAGUGGCGGGCAAUUCAUUCUUAUCAGCCAGGCACCAAAUCCGACAUCAAGAAAGCUCCGGAUGUCUGUGCCAUUGAAGAGGGACGUGGCGACUCCUGACGACACUCCGAUGGAUGAUUGUGCGACUGCCGUCUCGUUCGCGUGGCUGCAGUUUGGGUUCUUGCGGAAGCCAUCGUCCAGUGAGGCUCAGCAAGACCUCCUGACGACUAUUUAUCGGACCGCGGAAGGCUUCGCAAAUGUCUCUCCCUUCAAGGACCAUCCAUUCUUAGGCGGAGCCAUAUUGUUUUCACCGGACUCUCGCAUCGACGCGUUGGCAACACCAAUGCCUCUAGUCGAUAGCUCGAUUUGCUGCGAUUACAUGGACAUGCAUCACUUCAGCAACACCCCGAUGAAAGGUCAUCUCCCACAGCCACUGCCAGUUUUGCGUUACCUUCAUCUGAUACGGAAGGCAAAUUGGUCCCGCAUGGUGACUUCGCUCCCAGAACACAGCAAGUCUGAAGAGCUGGAUUUUGACAGAGGUCCCACAGUCAACGCUGCAAAGACAAGGAAUUGUGGAUGUGUCUUGCCGUCUUACGUUGACAAGUUGUCCUUGCAAGGGUUCAAGGGGACCAGGAGCAUGCCCAUCAAGCUGCACUUGUCUAUGCAACUGAGAGCUCGACCGUGGUAG